Molecule: messenger RNA, 2559 nt
Organism: Sphaeramia orbicularis (orbiculate cardinalfish)
Lineage: Eukaryota; Metazoa; Chordata; Actinopteri; Kurtiformes; Apogonidae
Product: glutamate receptor U1
Exons: 10
Coding region: 152-1537 (461 amino acids)
Biological process (GO): monoatomic ion transport
Cellular component (GO): membrane
Molecular function (GO): ligand-gated monoatomic ion channel activity; signaling receptor activity
Source: RefSeq, a predicted model, not a curated record
AUCCCCACUCUCUGUCCGCCCCCAUAUAAACCCCCACUCCACACAAGCCUUCCCAUUGCCCACUUGUAGGAGUCGUGGUCCAUGAUUCUUCUGGAGUUGUCCCUGUAUUAGUUAAGGUUUUAUUCCCACUGCUAAAGAGAUUUGUGGCAACAUGACAGGCUGCAUGGCUUUAGUCCUGUGCGUGGCAGCUCUGAGUGCUUCGACAUUCACUACAGAUGCCAAGGAGUUAUCCAUCACCACUAUAAAGGCAGAUCCAUACACUAUGACCGCAGGCUCAGAGCUGGAGGGCUUCUGCAUCGACCUGAUCUCUGAACUCUCCAAAAAGCUUGGCUUCAAAUACAAACUGCACUUGGUCAAGGACAACCGCUAUGGAUCCAGGGACACAAACGGAAACUGGAACGGCAUGAUGGGUGAAGUUGUCAGAGGGGAGGCAGACCUGGCUGUGGCUCCGCUGACCCGCACUGCAGACAGAGAGCGCUUCGUGGACAUGAGCACGCCCUUCAUGCAAACCGGAAUUGGCUUCAUCCUGCACAAAAACCUGACCUCUGAGGAGAGCACUUUCAGCCUGCUUGCACCCUUCUCCACAGACACAUGGGUGGGCAUCCUCAUUGCAUUCCUGCUCACGGGGCUCUGCAUCUUCCUGGUGGCCAGGAUCAGUCCAUCUGAAUGGGCUGAACCUGACAGCGAGCAGCACAGCUUCACACUGUUCCACAGCUUCUGGUAUAUCACUGGCGCUCUCACCCUGCAAGGUGCUGGUCCUCACCCUAAAGCUCUGUCAGGACGUCUGGUCAGUGCCAUCUGGUGGCUAUUUGCUGUACUGCUGCUGGCCUGCUACUUCGCCAACUUUAACUCUGUGCUGCAGUCCAACAGCAAACACCUUUCUAUCAAGAGCUUUGAAGACCUGGCAAAUCAGGAUGUGAUCAAUUAUGGCACAGUGGAUUCUGGCUCCACCAUGUUUUUCUUUAAGAAUUCGAAAAAUCCCGUAUAUCACCGUAUCUAUGAGCACAUGGAGCGGAAGAAGAGCUUUGUGCCCAACAUGGAGGAGGGUGUCCGUCGCACCUUGGAGGGAAACUUUGCCUUCAUUGGUGAGGCAGUGUCCUUGGAUUUGGCGGUGGCACGUAACUGUAAACUAAUCCGAUUUGAGGAAGCUAUCUCUACGAGAGCGUACAGCAUCGCAGCACCUCUGGGUUCACCUCUGGUUAAAAACUUGACCAUCGCCAUCCUCCAGCUGAGUGAGUCUGAAACGCUGACACACCUGCGGCACAAGUGGUGGGCCAGCAGCUGUGUGGGGGCUGAGGGGGUCCACAGCUCAGGGGCCCUGCACACCCAUGACCUGGGGGGUCUCUUCCUGCUCCUGGGACUAGGACUGGCUGUCGGCCUCCUGCUGGCCCUGCUCGAGCUUUUAUCCAAGGCCCGCAUCCAAGCCAAGGACAGCAAGAAAUCCUGCUGCUCAGUGUUGACAUCAGAGCUGAAUCGUCGGUUUGGCAGUGGAGGGGAGAGCACAGAGCCUGACACCUCAGACAAAAGCAAAGCCUAAAGGAAACAUUAGCUGUUGUUACAGGCCAAAGUAUACCCACAUCUGGACUAUACCGUGGGGUUAAAUUGGUUUAUCAUAACUCCCCUCCCAGGCCAGAUUACAUCCCCAUGAUAAUCAGUAGUGUUGAGUGAUAUACACAAGAAUUACCUUUUUUUUUUCCUUUUAACUUUGAACAUUUGUAUUAUAGGGAGGACUUGCUAGUCUUAGAACUUGAAUGACUUAUGACUUUUAUUAUAUUAUGAACAGUCAAAUUAAUCGAACAUUAUGUUUCAAUUGCAUUAUAAUGUUUUGUUUUUAAUGUGCUUUUAUUUUAAUGUGUAAACACUUCUGACAAGUCUGGUAGUAAUCUUUGAUCUUGGUGAAAGUCUAAUAUUUGUACUGAUAUAAGUAAUCCUUUUGAGUUUUCAAAUUUAAGUCAGCUUUCUCACUUAACUUUACCUGACAAAGCUGAACCUCCAAUAAAAUGUUGAAAAAUGAAGUUAUUCUUGUGUUUAUCACUCAACACUACUGAUAUCAUGCAGAGAUAAUCUGGCCUGGGGUAUAAGGUGGCCAAGACUACUUUAACCCCUGGUGUAGUCCAGACUGGGGGUAAACUAUGGCCUGUUACACCAGUUGUGUUAGAGUUUGAUGACAGAGCGUCAAAGAUGAGAGUAAGCUGAGAGCCUCUGUUCUUUUCUAUCACUCACAUAAGCAUCUUUGGUUUCCAUAGUGAUAGCAGUUGUUAAGUAUUUCUGUAUUCUUGUGAAAAAGAGUGUGGAAAAACCUUACCUAGCUGUAGCAUAUGAUGCACAAAUCAGGAUACUUACAAGUGCAGACUGGAAACAGUAAAUACUAUGAAAUAUGUAAUCACAUAUCCAAAUCCUACUUCCAUACUACCCACUCUAGUGUGUGUUUGUUAAAUUACAGUAGCUUCUUAAUAACAGGUUUUUUUUUUAUUGUUUGUAUUGCCUGAAUAAAUCAUCCUGUAAAUGAAAAACACUUUUGUCUCAUAUAUCAAAUGUUCUGGUGAUUAAACUUCCACA